Molecule: messenger RNA, 5060 nt
Organism: Triplophysa dalaica
Lineage: Eukaryota; Metazoa; Chordata; Actinopteri; Cypriniformes; Nemacheilidae
Gene: inppl1b
Product: inositol polyphosphate phosphatase-like 1b
Exons: 27
Coding region: 1295-4972 (1225 amino acids)
Biological process (GO): phosphatidylinositol dephosphorylation
Molecular function (GO): phosphatase activity; protein binding
Source: RefSeq, a predicted model, not a curated record
AGUCAAGCAUCUGGAAACACAUGGAAGAAAAUGAGGGCAGUAGGAGGAGAAGAACUGUAUGUGGACAAAACAAGGAACAGAGAAAGGGGGAUGAUCAUAUCCAUAUGGUGGAGCUUGUAGCUUUUAACUUCCUGAAUAGAGAGAGGGUGACACAGAGGAGAGAGAGAGCUGGGACGUCAACAAGGAGAAAAACAACUGGAUGAUUUGCUGAUAAUCUGAGGCUCUGGAAGUACAAGGAGACAACUGUAGAGACAACAUGUGACCAUUUUUGAAUUACAGUGUGUGUGAUUGUGUAUGGAAUGUGUUGGGCUUUUGUGAAGUUCACCAGUGGGAUGGCUGGACAGAAAGAAACAGAAAUACUAAACAGUCUUGAGAAAGACUUGCGCUCCGGUUUAAGCUCCAGUUAGGUCACCUAGAGGAUUUCUCUCAGGUUGGUAUGUUCAUAUUCUUUCUCCGCCAUCUGGAGCUGUGAAGCACUUCCAUUUAUUUAGUGUGGUUCAUUCUUGCAUCCGGACAAAGACUCUCGGGGGACAUGAGCGUGCCAUGCCUCCAUUCUGAUGUUUCUCAGUCACAACCCUUUUAUGCAUAUUAGAUCUGGGCACUAAAGCUUGACUCCUGGCUGUAGAUAACUGCCCUUUAGUGAAGUCUGCAGACAUCAGCUGAACCUCAGAGGGUUGUUGCCUUUCCCUUAUAAGGCGAAAGCAACUGAGCGGAAAAGUAUUUGAAUUUGUGGUGGUGCCUUCUCAUGUCUGCUAAGUCUGAUUCUUUUGCCGUUCUCGAAACAUCCUGAUGUUUAUUGGCUUAAAAAUGGAGCGUUUGUCAGUGGGGCGUGUAGCCUGCAUAUGAGCACAGAUAGUACCCUCUGCCAUCACAGUCCCGUAUGUUCGUAUCAUCGUCUUUGGUCUUUCUUUGUUAUGAAAGGUCUCACAAGUGUAGCCAAAAGGAGGAGGUGUCAGAGACUGGUGCUGGAUUAACCCUAAAACCAAAAUUCGCAUUCUGAGGAGACCUGCUUUUGAAACUUGUUCAACACAUGCUCUUGACAAGUUUAAAACAUUAGAGAGUCUAAACAGAGCUGUGCUCAUUUUAUACCCCAAAAAGAUUGUCGACUUCUUAUUUAAGCAUGUUUGGGGAUCACCGGUGGAGACAACAACAUGACAUCAUUUUUGAGUGUGUCUUCCUUCCUGACACAUUCUCUACUCUGACUCUGAUCAACCAACCAGACAGACACCAGUUUUGUCCGGGUUUUGGAAAGUAGAAGGUGAACUUUCGGACAGUCUCCCGGGAUACUUGUUUUAUGCGUCCAGUCACUAUGACAACAGCACCGUGGUAUCAUCGGGACAUCAGCCGUGUACGAGCCGAGGAGCUGCUGGCUCGUGCCGGGAAAGACGGCAGCUUUUUGGUGAGGGACAGCGAAUCUGUGCCUGGAGCCUACGCCUUGUGCCUCCUGUUUCAGAGACAUGUUCACACAUACCGUGUCCUCCCUGAUGCAGAUGGACUGCUGGCUGUGCAGGCCCAACAGGGAGUGCAGGUGAACUGCUUCCGUACUCUCAGUGACUUAGUCGCUGGGUAUCAGCACCCUCACAAAGGUCUGGUGGCCCCUUUGGUUUAUCCUGUCAUACGUGAGACCGACCCCAAUGAUGAGACCUCGGACGGUGAUGAUGAGAAGCUGGGUUCAACAUUUGCAACUUCUUCACCACGUACAACGUCCCCUACGGGCCAGCCUCCAACCUCCAGUUUGGUUGCUACUCAUUUACUGCUCCAGAGGCUUCAGGACCUAAGUCCAACCAGUGUAAGCUGUGAGAUCAUUCCAUUACUGGAUGAGUAUCUGCAUGGUGAUGUGGGCACGGAUCUGGAAAAUGUGAAGAGGGGUGCGUCAGGACUUCAGCACUUUCAUUCUGUCCUCAGCCGCCUGUGCGACAGCCUGCACAUUGAGAUUGACCAAACACUGUCCAGUUUGGAGACUUUGGCAAAAGUUUUUGAUCAUCCUAUCAGCCACCUCACCUUCUCCACAUUGCAGAAAACAGGAAAGAACCCUGAAGAGAACAUGGAGAAUCUAAUUCACAAGCUGACUACCCUUUGUAACCUGCUGUCUUCCUUGGAGAAAAGGGUUCUCAAAGCAUUGCAGGAGGCUGUGACGAAUCACAACUUAUCUUUACAACCAGCCACUCCUCCAGAGGCUGUCACAGUUACAAAAAAAACAGCCAGACCAAGUCCUGUGCAUAGCUUUCAGGUGAAGGUGGUAAGAUACGGCAGGCAAACAGUGUCAGUAGACGUACACGCAGGAGUGCUGCUGUUUGACAAGAAAUCCGCCUCAUUUGGCAUGGAGACUGUCACACACGACAGGAUCGUGCAGCUGGUAAAGUUUCAGAAAAGCCCUGCAAAGCUGAAAAUGGUAAUUGACAGUCAUCACAACCCUCCAAGAGAACUGGUAUUUGAAAGCAUAAAGAAACGAGAAGCCUUUUGUCGCCUGCUGCAGCUUAUGAAGGCAACUCACUCAAAACAGUUUGAGCUUGACAUCAUCUCUGUGUUUGUCGGCACAUGGAACAUGGGACGCAGUUCUCCACCUGCUUCACUGCAGUCCUGGGUUACCUGCUGUGGUCUGGGUCUCACCCCGGAUGAGUCCAUUGCCUCUCUGCCUCAUGAUAUCUAUGCAGUAGGCACUCAGGACAACCCACAAGGCGAGAGAGAGUGGGCUGAAAACAUCAGAGCCACACUCCGGAGUGCAACCAACAUAGAAUUUAAGCAGGUGGCAGUGCAGUGCCUCUGGAAUAUCAAGCUGGCUGUGUUUGUGAAACCAGAGCAUGAAGGAUGCAUCAGUCUAGUAAACACAGCUAGUGUGAAAACUGGCCUGGGAAACACACUUGGAAACAAGGGAGCUGUAGGAAUUUCUCUCCUUUUCAAUGGCACCUCGAUGGGCUUUGUGAACUGCCAUCUGACUUCUGGUAGUGAUAAAGCACUGAGGAGGAACCACAACUUUCAGGACAUCCUCAAGCUUCUGUCUCUUGGAGAAAAACAGCUGAGCACGUUUGACAUCAGCCUUCGAUUUAAUCAUCUCUUUUGGUGUGGAGACCUCAACUACCGCCUGGACCUGGAUGUGCUGGACAUAUUAAAACACUUAUCAAAGAGAGAAUUCGAGGAGCUGAUGUGUGCAGACCAAUUGACUAGAGAGCGGCAUAAAAGAAAAGCUUUUUUUAACUUCAAGGAGGAGAAGAUUUUGUUUCCACCCACCUAUCGGUAUGAACGUGGUUCUAGAGACUGCUAUCUGUGGCAGAAAAGGUCUAGUGGGGUGCAAAUCAAUGGGCCUUCAUGGUGUGACAGAGUUUUGUGGAAGUCCUACCCAGAGUCUCACAUCACGUGUACAUCAUAUGGUUGCACAGAUGACAUCUUCACUAGUGAACAUUCACCUGUGUUUGCUACUUUUGAAGUAGGAGUGACAUCACUGUGCCCCAGAACAGUUUCAGAGGUCAAAGAGAGAGCCAGCAUUGAGCUGGAGUCAGUUGAAGCCAUAGUGAAAACUUCAAGCAAGGCCAAGUUUUUCAUCGAGCUCCAUUCACGCUGUCUUGAAGAACCUCGCCGUUCUUCAGAAAAUGACUCACAGCAUUGUGAGGUGCCUGGGUUUCUCAAACUUGGCUGGUGUUCCAGACAGUUUCCUAAGCUUCAGCCAGUUUUCUCUGAUAUAGAGCAUCUCCGGGAUCAGCACUUGCUAUUUUCUGUGAAGUCAUGUGAUGGCUUUGAAUCAUAUGGUGAGUGCUGUGUGGCUCUUUGCACUGUUAUGGGAAAAUCCUCAGAACUAUUUGAGACGUGCUUGACUCACCGAGGGGAAGAGAUGGGCUCAAUCAGAGGACGAAUCAGGGUCUAUGUACCACCAGACUGCAGAAGAAUCCGGGAAAGAAUCUACGAAUGGCUUUGUGUUGAAAAGAACCUGACAAAGGAUCCCAUGUCUCCUCCAUCCAGUGCAUCUCCGACACAAACUCCAUCUGUCCCACACACUCCAGUGCCAAACAGCUACACAAAUCCUGCUUACUUCAUCUUCGAGGGCAUGCCUGUGUUGCGAAAGGUUGAAGAGACACCUACAGCCAGCAAAAAAUCCCAAGUUUUGUACGAUAAAGACACUGUGAUACAGCUCCCUAGAGUAACAGGAGGCCAAAACCAUGGUAAAUUGUCUGCUCGGCGGUCCGACUUUACGGAAAUCGAGAUCCCUGGCUCCCUACCGCCCCACAAACCCUCUUGCGAUAGCCAGAGAGAACUGCCAUCUCCCGUUUCCUCAUAUCAGCUUUUCCCAGGACCAGAUGUCUCUCCAAACACACAGCAGAGACACAGCACCUCAAAUCCAUCUUUACCAUUACAGUCUUAUAAGAACAAUAUGGAUUCAGUCUUAUCAGUCAAAAAAGUCCCAAACUCCUACAUGAACCAUUCGAUCUUUUUACAGGACGUCCCACUGAAAGAGAAAAUCAGAAAGGAUUAUCACAAGCUGAACCAGGGUCAGCCCAUGCCAAUGCGAAAUGGACCAAAGCCCUAUAAGUCCACUAGGGUUCCCAUCCAUACACCUUUUGAACCCUGGACGGUUGAACAGCCGACGGCGGCUGCAGGUGACAACUCGCUUACAGCCCUUCAAAUUGCUAAAUCACUAAGUGAGGUGGAUUUUCAGCCAGUAGACAGGCAGUACCAAUAUCACGAGGUGUCACCUCGGCAAAGAUACCAGGGGUGCGAUUUCAGUUUAGCUAGUGAGAGAGCCUACGGAUGGGAGAAAGAGCAGGUCUCAGUCUUGCAUGGAGCUCCAGAAACAGUGUGGGAGCUGCUCAGCACCCUGGGUCUUCAGCGCUACACUCUGGACCUCAGCCGCAAUGGCUGGGACGAUCUUGAUUAUUUCAGUGGAAUUACAGAGGAGGAGCUGCUUGCAGCGGGGGUGACCAACCCAUCUCACAGACGUAGAAUCUUGGAUAACCUGCCUAGGAUCAUGAGAGCCAUGUAGAAUGUCAUAUAAUACCGUGUCCUAUCGUGACAACUUUAUAAAUAACAAGUUCAAUGUUUGCCUACUUAAUAAAUAUUUUUUAAAGGUA